AUGGGAUCCAUCUCUGAGACUCCAGGUUAUGACAGACAAGCGGAGCUGAAGACCUUCGACGAAUCCCAAGCCGGAGUCAAAGGCCUCAUUGACUCAGGGAUCACAGAAAUCCCCAGCAUCUUUCACAUCCCGCCCCACCUCGUCGACGCCAGGCCGGUCGUCGGUCCGUCCGACGGCUUCACCAUCCCGAUCAUAGACCUGGCCGGAGCCUCCGGCGAGAAGAGGAAGCAGAUCGUGGAGGAGAUUAGGGAAGCGUCCGCGAAAUGGGGAUGUUUCCAGGUGGUGAAUCACGGAGCUCCAUUGCGCGUCCUGGAAGGAAUGGACGUCGCGGUUCGUGGAUUCUUCGACCUGGAUCUCGAGGAGAAGAAGGAGUUCUUCGGGCGGGAUACUACCAAGAGGUUCGUCUACAACAGCAAUAUUGAUUUGUACUACUCGCCGUUCGCUACGUGGAGGGAUUCCACUCUGUUUCAUCUGCAGCCGGAUCCGCCCCUGCCCCACGAGUUCCCGCUCUGCUACCGCGGAAUCGCUCUGGAGUACUGCAAGGAAGUCCUGAAAGUCGGAGAUGUAAUUAUUCUGGAGUUGUUAUCGGAGGCACUGGGUUUGAAUCCGAAUCAGCUGAAAGAAAUGGGUUGUGCUAAAGGGAUCUAUGUCGUCAGUCACUAUUAUCCAGCAUGCCCACAGCCAGAACUGACUCAAGGAACGAGCCUGCACCAGGACAACGACUUCAUCACCGUGCUUUAUCAGGAUCACAAUGGCGGCCUCCAGUUUCUGCAUCAGGAUCACUGGGUCGAUGUGCCUCCCGUGCAGGGGCUUUUGUCAUCAACAUUGGAGAUCUGCUCCAGGCAAUUAUACUUCCGAUUUCUUUCUACUUUAAUUCGUUUGUGUUGA
This is a messenger RNA of Linum tenue, 888 nucleotides long. The record is from the annotation of a GenBank genome assembly. NCBI's taxonomy places the organism in Eukaryota, Viridiplantae, Streptophyta, Magnoliopsida, Malpighiales, Linaceae.